ACUGCCGCCGACGACGACUGGCAACCGCAACCAUGUCUGCGCCCGAGCUCUUUGCCGGCCGCGAGCAGCCAGACACGCUGUGCCUGUUUGACGUCGACGAGACGCUGACGCCCGCGCGCAAUGCCGUGUCGCCCGAAAUGAUGGACCUGCUGACGACGAUCAAGACGAAAAAGUGCGCUAUUGGCUUUGUCGGCGGCUCGGACCUGGCCAAGAUCCGGGGCCAGCUGCAGCUGCCGGGGCUGCCCGAUGCGACCGACUUCUUCGACUAUGGCUUCGCCGAGAACGGCCUGAUUGCCUAUCGGGCCGGCAAGGUGCUGGCGUCGCAGAGCUUCAUCGGCUGGCUGGGCGAGGAAAAGUACAAGACGAUGGUCAAGUUUAUCCUCGGCUACAUAUCCCAGCUCGACCUUCCCAUCAUGCGCGGCACGUUUGUCGAGUUCCGGAACGGCAUGAUCAACGUGAGCCCCAUUGGGCGCAACGCGACAAACGACGAGCGCAAGGCAUUUGAGGCCUACGACCGGGAGCACCAGGUGCGCACCAAGUUUGUCGCCGUGCUCCAGGAGCGCUUCCGCGACUACGGCCUCACCUUCAGCAUCGGCGGCAUGAUCUCCUUUGACGUCUUUCCCUCGGGCUGGGACAAGACGUUUGCGCUGCGCCACGUGGAAAAGGACGGCUUCAAGACGAUCCACUUCUUCGGCGACAAGACGUACAAGGGAGGAAACGACUACGAAAUCUUCAGCGACGAGCGCACCGUGGGCCACUCGGUGGCCAACCCGCAAGAUACCAUGGUCCAGCUGCGCAAGCUGUUUGACCUGUGAUGCUGCCCUCAUCGCUUUGCUUUUGUCUGGGCUUACAAGAACAAUUGAAUUGGAAGUAGAUGAGAUGGGC
Molecule: messenger RNA, 885 nt
Organism: Acaromyces ingoldii
Lineage: Eukaryota; Fungi; Basidiomycota; Exobasidiomycetes; Exobasidiales; Cryptobasidiaceae
Product: eukaryotic phosphomannomutase
Exons: 4
Coding region: 33-815 (260 amino acids)
Biological process (GO): mannose metabolic process; protein N-linked glycosylation; GDP-mannose biosynthetic process
Cellular component (GO): cytosol
Molecular function (GO): phosphomannomutase activity
Source: RefSeq, a predicted model, not a curated record